Messenger RNA from Botrytis sinoallii, 621 nucleotides. RefSeq lists its product as uncharacterized. Bases 1 to 621 code for a protein of 206 amino acids. The transcript has a single exon. The record is from RefSeq and is a predicted model, not a curated record. NCBI's taxonomy places the organism in Eukaryota, Fungi, Ascomycota, Leotiomycetes, Helotiales, Sclerotiniaceae.
AUGCGAAACGAGACAUUGAAUCGGGUGAAGAAAUCACAAUCUUCUAUCUCGGGGUCCUCAACAAGCGCGAAACUCGACAACAGAGAUUGCGCAGUAAAUUCGCAUUUAUGUGUUCAUGUCAUCUUUGCUCCCUACCUACCUCUCGAUCAAAGCAAAGCGAUCGAUAGAAAACUCGAGGAAAUUCUCAAACUCGACGAACUCAGCAGCCAAGACGGUAUGAGGGGAGUCCUCUCUGUCCCCUUGCUUAAACUCCGCUACGUGGAUCAGCAGGUUCGACUGUACAAUGAACUAGGACCCAAUGAUACCGGUCUCCCCAGAGCUUUCUACGACGCGGCGCAAACCUCCAUCGCGAAUGGCGAUUUAGCCCGCGCAAGAAUUUUUGUGGAGAAAGCAGUAAGGGGAUGGACGGCUCUUGGGGGUGAGAAUAGUCCUAGUGCGUUGCAGUAUACAGCGCUGCUGCGAAAUCUGGAGAAGCAUGAGCUGUAUGGGAUGUCGAAGAAGUGGAAGAUGGCUGUGGAUGAGGUUCCGACGGGGCUUGAGGAGGAAAAGUGGGAGAAUUGGUUGUGGAGGAGGAAGAAGAAGACUAGAAGGUCGGGAAACCCCUUAAAUGUGGCUCUGUAG